Molecule: messenger RNA, 1036 nt
Organism: Haemorhous mexicanus (house finch)
Lineage: Eukaryota; Metazoa; Chordata; Aves; Passeriformes; Fringillidae
Product: olfactory receptor 10A5-like
Exons: 1
Coding region: 67-1017 (316 amino acids)
Biological process (GO): G protein-coupled receptor signaling pathway
Cellular component (GO): membrane
Molecular function (GO): G protein-coupled receptor activity; olfactory receptor activity
Source: RefSeq, a predicted model, not a curated record
UCCCCAAGAGGCUCCUGGUUGGAAGCAGUGUGAUGCUGGUCUGACAGUCUGUCUGAUUCCUCCCAGAUGGAGCCAGCAGAGGAACAAGAUGCAGGAAACCACACCCUGCUGAGUGAAUUCAUCCUCUCUGGAUUGUCCAGCCGCCCAGAACUCCAGCACCUGCUGUUCUUCACAAUCUGCUUCAUUUACAGCAUGACUCUCAUUGGGAACCUCCUCAUCUGCCUGGCCACAGCUCACCCCACCCUCCACACGCCCAUGUACUUCUUCCUCCGCGUCCUGUCCUUCCUGGAUAUUUCCACAGCCUCAGUGGUCGUCCCCAAGAUGCUGGUAAACAUCCUGUCAGAGGACAGGAGCAUCUCCUACCUGGGCUGUGUCACCCAGCUCUACUGUGUGGUGUUCUUGGCGUCCACUGAGUGGUACCUGCUGGCAGCCAUGGCCUACGACCGCUACGUGGCCGUGUGCUGCCCGCUGAGGUACCCUGCCAUCAUGAGCACCAGGGCUUGCCUCUCCAUGGUGCUGCUCUCCUGCUGCAGUGGCAAGGUCGUGUCGGUGGUGCAGACAGCCUGGGUGUUCACCCUGUCCUUUUGUGGGCCCAGGAGGAUCAACUACUUCUUCUGUGACAUCCCCCCGCUGGUGCUGCUCUCGUGCGCGGACACGUCGCGCUACGAGCGGCAGCUGAUCUCAGCCACGGCGCUCGUCAUCUUCACGCCCUUCUGCCUCAUCCUGCUCUCCUACACCUGCAUCAUCUCCAGCAUCCUGAGGAUUUCCUCUGCAGAGAGCAGGCACAAGACCUUCUCCACCUGUUCCUCACACCUUACUGUGGUAACGUUGUACUGCGCCAGUGGGACUUUGAUUUACUUACAGCCAAAAUCCAGCAAUUCACAGGAGGCUAAGAAAGUCCUGGCUCUCAUAUACACAACUGUAAUUCCCACUUUAAAUCCCCUGAUUUACAGCCUGAGGAAUAAGGAAGUGAAAGAAGUACUAAUCAGAGGGAUAGCUGUGUUGAUGAAGAAAUAAAGAUUUUCUUGUCCAUGAA